AUGCGUCGAAGGAGAUUGGCUUACCAGAUUUUACCAGAAAUCCUUGCGGAGAGCAGCAGCGGCAUCACAACAGUCAGCAGAUUCUCCAUUGGUGUUGCUAUGUGCCGCCCCGCUUCCGGCUGUCCGAAGAUAUGGUCGACCAAAGGCAAGUAUUUCUUCAUUGCUGGGAUGCUUUGUGUGCUGCAACCCUUUACCUUCGUGCUGAGUUUCGGGCAGGACGUGUGUGGCCAGCAGCUCCUGCGGGCGAAGAAAAUCCUGGACUUGUUUGGCUCGGAAGCUAUGUUUUUGCCCAUGAGUGGCUAUUUGCCUUACGCUCCACCGUGGCUUGAAAAGCAUUGGGCGGACUAUUUGCUGAACCUCCCAGAUGACGCUCUUCUUCACGCGGAGCAGCACGGCUUGGCUGAGCUCCUCCUGCCAGACGAACACGCACCAACCACGCUCAGGGAGACGGCCACCACGCUGAGUGCUUUGGAGGCGCAGUUUCCGGUGCUGGCGCGGCCAAGUGCAGCGGCAAGUGGCUAUGGCAUGUCGAAGCCCAAGCUGCAACAGGUUGACUGCUUCCUUCGUGCUACGCGGCACUGUUUGCGGCAAUCCACAGAGAUCGGGCGCGUGGUGGAUGUUGGCUGUGGCCUUGGUGCCUUGACCCGGGAAUUGGCGAUUUCGCUGGGAGUGCCCUGCCUGGGCCUGGAUCGCGACCCUGAGAAGGUGCGAAGUGCGGAACGUUUGGCGGAGAAUGUGGGCAGCCAGGUGUCUUUCGCUGUGUGCGACAUCCAAAGACCUGGAGCCCUGCGCGACGUGCUGCGUCCGAGCGACCUGGUGGUGGGUUUGCACCCCUGUGGCAGCCUUGGAGAGGACUUAAUCCGUGCCGUUGCUACCUCUGAAGCAGCUUUGCUGAUGGUUUCCUGCUGCAUCAUGGGGCGACCCUGGGCACCUGUGCCAUUCCCACGGCCACCGUGCUCCCAGCUGGGUCAAGAGCUGGCGCUGUCCAUGCCGCGCAGUGCGCUGAAGAUGGCGAACUUGUGGGCGCCCGGUGCUGUCCCUGAGGAGAAGAUCAUCACGCGCCUUUCUUUGCGACAGCUCUUGGCCAUCAAGGGAUGGCUCAAUGAGUCCUUCGCCCCCAGCUGCACUUCCCUGACACCGUCCAUGAGGGGGGUGACCAGAGCCCAUGUCAAAGGAGGCUUCGGCUCCAUCGCUGCGCGCGUGCUUCACCUCCGCGAGCUGCCACCGGCCUCGGAAAAGGAGCUGACGGAAGCGCAGCGCUGGGGCACAGAGGUGGCGCCCAUCUACCGAAGACUGGAGCUGCUAACGCCUCUGCUGGGCGAAGCUUCAGAGUUGGCUGUGAACCUGGAUCGGGCGCGCAGCCUGGAGGAGGCGCAGAAGCCAACGACCUUGGCACGGAUGUUCCCGAAGGCGUCUUCCCCGCGGAACCUGGCGAUUUAUGCAGCUGGCGUGCUCAAAAAGAUGUGCCAUCAUGUGCAGCACCAGCAGAAGGAGAUGCAGUACUUGAACAACUUGAAGCGACACGUGCCACAACAACUGCAGGGCACUCAAGGUAGUGCUCCGGCAUUCGUGCGUUCCCCAUCACCACCAGGUGGAAGGGCGAUGCGAAGCCAACAACCAGGGACGCCGAUCCAAGCCCCACGCAUGGAGGGCGCUCAGCCUGGCCAUGCAUCUCCCAUGGUGCCACCGGCCGGCAUGACCUCGUUCAUGCCACAGGCCGGAGCGAUGACACCGAUGUCGCCGAUGACGCCGGCUCCCGGAGCUGCAACGCCCAUGGCUGGGGCCCGCACGCCAAUGGCCGCUGGGGCCGCUACGGCCAUGGCCGGCGCUCCUCGGACCACCUACUCCGCUUAUCCGGUGAGAAGCGACUCGCCCAUGGCUUAUCAGGCGCGAAGUUUGUCGCCUAUGGCCAGACCGGUGGUCACUGCGGUUGCUGCGCCCAUCACUGCAGCGACACCCAUGCGAUAUGGUGCCUUUGUGCAGGCUCAGCCAAUGCCAGUAGCUUCAUAUGGUGCUGUCAUGAUGCAAAAGAGAGAGGUGGUUAGACCAUUCGCCCCACAGGUGCCUGUGGCCUUCAAAGUAGCUCCACCCAUGGCGGCUCAGGCUGCUUCGGUGACACCUCGAAAGGCGGCGGCUCCUGCCGAAACAGGAGCUCACCGGCCCUCUCGAAGCGUUUCGCCGCUCCCAGCUGGCACCAUGGAGCGCGUGCGAGUCGGUCGACAAGAAAGCAAGUGA
Cladocopium goreaui is the source of this 2235-nucleotide messenger RNA. Lineage: Eukaryota; Dinophyceae; Suessiales; Symbiodiniaceae. The record is from the annotation of a GenBank genome assembly.